AAUGUCAAUGUGAACAAUUAGUAAACAUAAUUUUCUUGAAAGUAAAUUAAAAUAAAUAUGUAAUUUACAUAUAACAUUCUUUUGAAGAAUUCUAUGAAGCAUUAAAGGAAUUACAAUUACGGUACCUAAACAUGGGUAAACGCUACUACUGUGAAUAUUGUGACAAGACGAUGGUUGCUACGCCGGCAAUCGUGAAAACGCACAAUAAAGGGCUUUUACAUCAAAAACUAGUCCAAGAACAUUAUCAACAGUAUAAAGAACCGGAGACUAUCCUGGAAGAAGAAAGUAUGAAGAAACCAUGCAGUCGGUUUAUGAGGGGAGAAUGUCAGUUUGGUAGCAUUUGUCGCUUCUCUCACUACUUCCCGGAACAGUUGCAGAUGCUGAAGGAAAUUGUUGCAUCAAAGAAACAAAAACAAACAAAUCCUUUCCAACCAUCACUUGAGGAUCUGUACAAAAAGCUGCAAACUGAAAAAUCAACAAAACCCAGUGAGUCAGAUAGCAACACCAUAAUUUAUGAUAAGAAUGGACUGACCCAUGUUUUUCCCUGGGCUUACAAUGAAUUGUUUGAGAGUUAUGGCACUUUGCCCCCGAGUGUAAGAAGAGUGAAUUUGGAAGAGUUUUACAAUUCUGAAGUUAAUGAGUAUUGAGUGGGGAUAACAAAUGUUAUGUUAUGUGAAUACAAUUAGCCAUUCCACAACUGAUGAUUGUUUUUAGCAGUUUGUAGUUCAGAUUGUAUAGCAUCUGCGUAGGGGGAGCUACAGAACAGGUCACACUUGUAGCAGUGAUGUCAGUUGGUGCGUAGCGUGCUCUUGUACUGUUGUAGAAGUAUCUACACUUACAUUUUGAUACAAAACGUUUUUAUACCCACGCCCGUAGCUCGACCGUGCGCAGAAUGCAGUGCCAGUGUGGUAAGGUAAAAUUAUGUAGUUCAAUCUAAAGUAAAAAUAUAUGUCUAUGACAUGCUACAUCAAAUAAGAUAUUACAGAAAACGUCUUCUUGAAUGCAUUCUUCUGUUCCAUGGUAUUGUUCGUUUCUUUGGUAGAUAAUACUCAGUUUGUACAUAGUUUAUAAAUCGAAACUCUCUUGGUACUUCAUAUCUCAUUGCAUUAUACUGAAAAAAAAAAGUUUUAUGUAUUUGAAUUUGAGCAUUGACACCACACUCACUUUACAAACAAGAGUUAAAAUGAUUAAUUGAUUCACAUUAUGAACAAUGUACCUACAAAUUGAUGUCAUAUUACAUUCAGCAUUCACAACCAACAAAUAUAACUUCAAAACGUUUUAUAAUAUAAUUUGUUAUUGUUUCAAAGUUACUUACUUAUUUAUUUUUUGUAAGCUAAAAUUAAUGCCUUGGGUACUAACUUACUUACAUAGUGCGUAAAAACCUGUACCUGUCGUAUGCUUAAUAUUAUAAACAGCACAAGAAAAAUAGUGUAUGCUUCCAUUGAUUGUUGCGUGAUAAAAUUUCUAUAUGUAGGUAUUGUAUAGCCAUAAAACAUUUACGAUAUAACGUCGCUUAUUCAUCAUGCGCAAUUUACACAUAUUACAAUUUUAGUUUACACCAUUUCUGAGAAGCCGUACAUUGUAUUAGGUAUUAUAGAACAGAAUAAAAUUAUUUUUAUAUCUUAUUCGUAAACACAAAUGAGACAAAUUACAUUAACAAUAACAGAGAUAAUAAAGUGCCGGCGCUUAUCUUCCGAUUAUAAAGCAGAGUUAGUUCUUUGUUAGUUACUAUUUAAUUCCAUUUGUCAAUUAGGUAGUAUUUUCUCCUAAAUUUGAAAUCUGUGAUUAACUUAUAGGUAUCCACGGAAGAAAGACAGCGCGCCGCGCUCUAGGUACCUUACCUUGGUAUAUACCUACGUAGAUGAUUUUCGCCUCGAGCCAUGUAACUAUACUUCGAAAACCUAAAGCAUAUACUUACAUAUAUAUGUAAAAACUGAAAAGUUAUCUACCUAAAUCUAUAGCUAUAAAAAAAAUUCAAUGUAUUCUUAAUGAAUUGACUGGUUUUCGAUAUGACUGACCUUUAGAAAUGCAAUAACAUCAAUAAAACUUCAAUAAAUUCAAGCAAUGUUUUUAUUUAACAAAUUAAUCUUGAUAUUGUACUUUUGUCUUGUCUCUUAGUUUGAAUAUCUCACUCAUUCGUAUAAAUUAAUAUCUAUACAAUGGCACAAAUGCACUUUGAGGGCAAUU
Cydia fagiglandana is the source of this 2187-nucleotide messenger RNA. Its product is annotated as zinc finger matrin-type protein 5. Gene Ontology annotation, cellular component: U12-type spliceosomal complex. The record is from RefSeq and is a predicted model, not a curated record. Lineage: Eukaryota; Metazoa; Arthropoda; Insecta; Lepidoptera; Tortricidae. Gene Ontology annotation, molecular function: zinc ion binding; nucleic acid binding. The transcript has 3 exons. Bases 132 to 647 code for a protein of 171 amino acids.